This is a messenger RNA of Funneliformis caledonium, 388 nucleotides long. The record is from the annotation of a GenBank genome assembly. Lineage: Eukaryota; Fungi; Glomeromycota; Glomeromycetes; Glomerales; Glomeraceae.
UGGUUCUGGUGGUAGUUUUGGUGAUGAUUCUGGUAGUGGCUCUAGUGGUAAUUCUGAUGGUAAUUCUAGUGGUUACUCUGGUGGUAGAUUAGGCAGUAAUCUUAAUAUUGAUUCUGAUAUCAGCUCUGAUGGUAAUUUGGAUGAUAUAAAAAAUAUACAAGCAUUUAUUGAUACAAUUGAAAACAGAUUAAAAUCUGAAAAUGAGCACUUAAUUCGGGAUAUAAAAUCUGACUCAAAGCUACUCAACACUAUUUACAACUCCUUAACAAAGGCUAAAACAUUUAUUAAUUAUGGUGAUAUUCCUCAAAGUAAUUGUGGAAAACAUUUUAAAGGAAGCAGUAUUCUUAAUGAUAAGGAUGUUCAACUAAAAGUAGCAUCAUAUUUAUGA